This is a messenger RNA of Drosophila kikkawai, 2283 nucleotides long. RefSeq names its product protein phosphatase 1L. Gene Ontology annotation, molecular function: cation binding; protein serine/threonine phosphatase activity. Gene Ontology annotation, cellular component: cytosol; nucleus. The record is from RefSeq and is a predicted model, not a curated record. Lineage: Eukaryota; Metazoa; Arthropoda; Insecta; Diptera; Drosophilidae. Gene Ontology annotation, biological process: negative regulation of canonical NF-kappaB signal transduction; peptidyl-threonine dephosphorylation; positive regulation of canonical NF-kappaB signal transduction.
GGAAGAACGAACGGCGAAAAACAAAAACGGGAGCAACGGCGGCAGGCGAAAAAUAAAUAUAUUAAAAACAACAACAAAAAACAUAAAGGAAAACGACAACUGACGUGCAGCGUCAAGUGUUUUUCCCUCAGCUGAUCUCGCAUGCCUUUAACUUGAAAAAUCAUCACCGGCAGAGGGACACGAGAGAGAAACCAGAGAUCGACUGAGUAAACAGCGAGAUAUCACGGCUUUUCCCCAUGGACGACGAACUGGAAGAUAGGGUGUUCUAUCAGACCUACGUUUCGCACAUGAAAAUCCUGUCCAAAUUUGCGGUGGGCUUCUCGUCCAUCAACUCGCCGCUGGCCUACAUAUGGAAGCUGUGCCGCCUAUAUGUCCUCCGGCCGGAGGUCAUUUUCUGCGGCCUGAUUCUAUUCGUCCUCUUGCUUUACUUGCAAGCGGUAGAUGUGUGGAGUCGCAGCAUCCUGGGACGCAUUCAGGCCACUCUGGGCCGCCAGAAGGCCGUCAAGAUGAUGGAGCUGUCGGCCAGUGCCGGUGAUCACCAGAGUUGGGAGGAGAUGAAGCAGCAGAGCUCUGCCUUUGCGGUGCUGGGACGCAGGCCUAGGAUGGAGGAUAGAUUUAUCAUCGAGGAGAACAUUAACAACAACACGGGCAUCUCCUUUUUUGCCGUCUUUGAUGGCCAUGGCGGUGAGUUUGCCGCCGACUUUGCCAAGGAUGUGCUGGUAAAGAACAUUUACAACAAGAUCAUCGAGAUGUCCAAGCUCCUAAAGUCUGAGGGUGGAGCAGGAGGUGCCUUCGAUUACGAAAAGAGUCCUUAUCUGGCGCGUAAGCAGAGCCGCAAGGAUGGGAACAAGGAGAACACGGAACCCACGGCAACGGUGGCCCGCAAGGAUAGCCUAAGGAAGGCGCACAGCACCACGGCCGAUUGCAGUGCCAUCAAGCAAAAGACCACAGAGGCCUCCAUAGCAGAUAUUUACACCGCCACCUUGAAUACGGCAAUGCGGGCAAGUGGCAAUGUGGGUGCCGCCAAGGAUUCGUUCCUGAAUAACAACAAUAAUAAUGGACAAAGUGGUGGAGGUAAUGCCCCACCGCCAAGCUACGAAGCCAAGUGCUAUAUUGAAAAUGGACGUAUUAACUUUGGUAAACUCAUCACGGACGAGAUCAUGUCCGCCGACUACAAGCUGGUGGAGCAGGCCAAGCGAGCGACCAACAUAGCGGGCACCACCGCUUUGAUAGCCAUUGUCCAGGGCUCCAAGCUGAUUGUGGCCAAUGUGGGUGAUUCCCGCGGCGUCAUGUACGACUCCCGAGGCAUUGCCAUACCCCUGUCCUUCGAUCACAAGCCCCAGCAAGUGAGGGAACGAAAGAGGAUCCACGAUGCUGGCGGAUUCAUUGCCUUUCGAGGCGUCUGGCGCGUGGCCGGCGUCUUGGCUACGUCACGUGCUCUCGGUGAUUAUCCGCUGAAAGAUAAGAAUCUGGUGAUUGCCACGCCGGACAUCUUGACCUUUGAGCUGAAUGAUCACAAACCCCACUUUCUGAUACUUGCCUCGGAUGGCCUUUGGGACACCUUUAACAACGAGGAGGCCUGUACCUUUGUCCAGGAGCACCUCAAGGAGUCGGACUUUGGGGCCAAAUCCCUGGCCAUGGAGUCUUACAAGCGUGGCUCUGUGGACAACAUCACCGUUCUGGUGAUAGUCUUUAAGAACGAUGUCUAUAGGAUUGGCAGCAGCAGCAGCAGUGCGGCGACGGCAGGUGGAAAAGUUGCAGGAGAAGGCGGAGAAAAUGCGCUAAAAGUGCCAGUUAAAAGUCAACCCGCAGCGGUUGUGCAACGCUCGAAUUCAAUCAAAACCAAAUGAGGCUUUAGCUGCUCUCAACAAAAAAAGGAAGAAAUUUAUAAUGAAAAACAAAUGAAGUGCCCAAAAAAAAUAUUUAUAGUUAGGCGUUUUGUAUGCUACAAACAAAUACUUUGUUUUUCUGUUAACUGUUCCCAAAGGCAUUCAGCAUUCACAUUUUCAUUCAUUCAUUCAUUCAUUAUUUUCUCAUUAUUGUCUCUUGAUCUUGAUUCAAAUUGUUUGCUGUUAGCUUAAAUUGUUUUUUCACUACACAUCACAUUAGAAACUGGGGAUCACAGUCAAUCAUAUCACCAUCAAUCAGUCGUAAUUUAUUUAUUUAAUUUAUUUGUUAUGCUCUUGUAAAUUAUAGAAACAUUUUCUAACUCUUAUCGCGAAAUGUGUUUAAAAAAAAUAAAUAAAUAAAUUAGGCAAGCGAAAUGCUAUCCUUAAUCUUUAA